GCACGAACGUGGUCGGUCCUCCAUCCUAUGUGUCUUCGGUAUAGUACACGGUUUCGUUUUUACAACUGAUUGAGCAGGAAGAUGAAAUCGAAUUGUUCAUCUUGAUGUUCUAUAUAUGAUUCAUAUAUUCCACCUGCUUGUUUUGGGAUAGAAACAAGGCCAAGCGUUUUUAACGAAACACUGAGUAUGAGGCUUUCAUCUUUGAUGUGAGUUGUAGUUUAUUUCCAAGAAAAAGAACGAAGACCAUGAGCACUCCAGUGUCGUCAUCUCUGGUGCCUAUGGCACACUUUCCGCGUAGCCAAAUGACUACGACUUCUCGACCAAAAGCAAUCGUCAUGGACGAGCCGAACAAUAUUGCAAGAAGUUCUUCCCCGUAUGAUGCCACUCAUUGAGAAAGCAAAUUAGGCGGGGAUGAUGUCGGUCCACCCAAGUAAGAAGGGCCCAAAGAAGGGGAACGACUUUCCCCUAUCGACAUUCUCAAUGAGUGGAAGCAUUCACUGCCACAAUUCUCCCACAAGAACCUGGGACGGGAUGAUUUGGAUUAUUGUCGUCAUGGCAAACCUGGGGAUCCUCCUUGUGGGUUUCCUUCCUGCGUACCUGUGGCAGUGGCGCGAUGAGACUCGCGGAUUCUCAUACUUGUUUAAUGGACUUCCCAGCAAGUCACUUGGGGGAGGUGGAUCAGGUUAUAAUCAUGUUCUUGGUGUUGAUACAGCAGGCUAUGAUCCUUCUAUUAAGGCUUACUCAUGAAGAUAUUGAUGUUCAUGUUCAUGUUCCUACCUAUAGUACCCUGUGAUAGUUGCUACGAAGCAUCUUGGCAAGACGGACCUGGCAAGGGAAAAUCAUGGCUUCCAAGAUGCUCAAUCUCAAAAGUAGACAACGUCUAAUCCUAGUACGAUCCUGAACGGCCAGUCUCCAUGGUUAUUGGGCACGCCGCUUUUUUUGAAGAAUACGACAGCAGCAGGAGGAGAAAUGUCAACAUCGAGUUCAGCUUUUCCCUCUCGAGGAGGCGCAAGAACAGCUGCACUUUCUUCCUCUCCUACUUCUGGAGGUUCUUCCUCUCCUACUUCUGGAGGCUCUUCUCCAGCACUUCUCGCGACAGAACUUGCAGUUACGUCGCGGACGCUUUCCCCGACCACAUUGUCCCUGUUUCAUGAUCAGGAGAAGGAUUUGGGAGUGAAUAAAGCUGAGGUGGCGCGUGCAGCUCACUAUGCGACGUUGAUGCUUGGCACUAAUACUGGGAAUAGGAUGAAUGAUUUGGAGAAGAUCUUGGUGACGAAUGGACGAGUGGUGUCCCCUGAAGCGACGACGACGUCUCAGACCCGAAAACGAGGAGGAGCAAGACUAGCUCAGGUCAUUCUCACAACUACUGCGGAAUCCGGCAAGAAUGUCUUGACCAAAUCGGCUUUAGACAUCAUGUGGCAUGUCUACGAGACCACGACAACUUUUCGGACCAACACAAACAAAAUCCGAUUUACUUACGGCUUCUGAUAGUAUUGAAGAUGAUAAGUAGUUAGUAUCUUCAGUUUUUAUAACUCUCUGUAAGGAAAAGUUUCUGUGCCAAUUAAGUAAGUACCUGCAAGCCGUCUAUGGAAAGGCUAUGUCUAUGAAUUCUCCUUUACUUAGUAGUAAUCGACGACUAGGAGGAAGAUCUUCAGUAUUUAUUUUGAUCUAGACGCAAACUACCGGAUCCCAAGUUACUGAAAGUCUAAGUCAGUGUCUUCAAAACUGAAAAUUUUGAAACUCUUGUCCUUCUUCUUCUAGUUCCCCGGUAAUGUUUGUUUACAACCGAACUACUCUUCUAAUUUAGUGACAGAUCUUUGUUCUUCACCAGACUAUAACUACUCUUCUAAUUAUUCCCCGAUCUUCAUGUUUGUUUACAACCAAACUACGGUUCUAAUUCCCCGAUGUUUGUUUACCAAACUACGUCAAAGCAGAGGACGAUGCUGACGCUCACGCUGAAGGGGACGCCGCCACGUCGUCUAAAAAGGUUCUUUGCGACCUGGGUGAAGAUCAUCUUUUACGCUUCUGGAACUUCGAUAAGUACCGCUUUGACCUCUCUGAAUCGGCAACCGUGGACACGCUACCCAAUGAGUACACCUUUCCCGCGUAUGGGCAUCAAUCUUGGCAGUCGCAAACUAGUACGAAAGCAGCUGCUGCAGUACAUGUACACCGUCCUUCAGUCAUGCUCGGUUUUGAUAAAGUAGAGCAGUCCGCAGAAGCGCUGGUGAUGGAUUUCUUUCUGGAGGAGGCAGAAGACAUGGUUGUAAAACAGACUUCCGAUGCGGAGUUGAUCCUGCGUGAAUGGGAAAAGGAGUGGCUGCGCCACAUGGCUGUGAUUGCUUACGAAAAAAAUGGAGGAAGGAGUUUUUUUAUCGUACGAGACUUACUUUUAUCAUUAUGUUGAUCCAUAUUGUUUUCUUCAUUUUAUUUAGUACUGUGAAAAAGAGAAAAUCUAUGUAGACGACUUCUAUCCAUAUAAUUGGUACUGUGUGAAUGUGUUUAUAUCAUCGGACCACAUGUUGGGUCAUGCUCAUGACAAUCAUCUACUCGGCGAAGUAUUAGAUGAAUCAAUGCUGAAACUGAUAAUAACAAUAAAUCUUAAUCGUCAACAGUGGUAUCAAAGAAUGACCAUCGAUCAGAGGCGCUUGAUGAUGAUGAUGAUGAUGAUCCUCUUCUCCCAUCGUCAUCCCAUCCCUCCAUCGUCAUCCCAUCCCGCCAUCGUCAUCCGAUCCCUCCAUGGUCAUCCCAUCCCUCCAUCGUCAUCCCAUCCCUCCAUGGCCAUCCCAUCCCUCCAUCGUCAUCCCAUCCCUGCUCCAUCGUCAUCCCCUCCCUCCAUCGUCAUCCCAUCCCUCCAUCGUCAUCCCAUCGCGAUCGUAGUUGUCCCAUCGCAUCCUCUCUCUAAACUGCUGAAACGCACUGCGCCGGUACCGGUUAUCGUCUGCUUUUCUUCUCCAGCGGAUCCAGUGUGGAUCUGAGCUUCGAGGAAUCCCUACGGACAGCCACGUGGACAACGGCCUUGAUCUUUGGUGCGACUCUAGUGGUCGUCGUUUUGAUGCUUCUUGUUGUCAUGGUGAAGUGGAGGCUCUUCGGGAAAAGGCUUAUGGGAGCAUCAAGGGGGACAACAAGGGUAAAUGCCGGUAGAAAUGCUACAACAACGUCAUCUAGUUCUUGUUCCACCUCUGCGAUGGGCGCGACGACUGUAACUAGCAAUACGAAUACAAAGAUGCAAGAAGAAGGUCAAGCAGGUGUGACAACGACCAUGAUGAAGAUGGAGGAAGGCGAAGAAGAUGAAACCACGAUGACGAACAUGACGGAGAUGCAGAAAGAAUCGUCCAGAAGAUUAUUAAUGGUAAAAUUAAGGCUGCCACUGCUCAAGUAUGUUGUCCUUAAUACAUAGUAUGUAUGUAUGUAUGUAUGUCCGUAUGUAUGUAUGUAUGUAUGUGCGUUUCUACUUGAAAAAGGGCCCUCCAGGAUUCGGCCAGGGAUGCUAACGCUAAGGGUAACGCGGUACCUUACUAGCUCUAAUAGAAGUCGGGAGCAGCACUUGUGUACAGAAGAUUGUCAUCAACAUUGCGCAAGCCGGAUUGACUACGUUUGUGGGGACAUCUUUGAUGCUGUACUUCCACAUUCCAGUUGUUUGGUUGAGCAACUUCGUCAUUCUGCCUUUCGUCAGUUUCUCACUUGCGACGUGUCGAUUAGGUUACUCGUACUCGGCGUGGAGCAUGAGGAAAAAUUUGGAGUCGUUUGUGCAGAAUUUGCGUGCCCUUCUUCUCGUUGCCGUACUGGCAGCAGUCAACAUCAACGAAAACGAGCACGUUGGGGCGCCUGGUGUGCAGCAUGCUCUUCUUUGUCUAUCAGUGGGUCUCAUCGUGCACAUCUUACUCUUCAACAUCCUCUUUCCAGUGUUGUGGUGCAUCUCGACCCCUGCGAACAAUGCUGGCGUUCCUCUUCCUCUCUUCGUCAAUGGCCAAGAUGGUCAACAAGUCCACGCCUCACCGACUGCAGUAGAGGAUCUAGAGACAACGACCUCUGAAUGUUCGCAUGCAAUUACAUCCUGUUCAACGAGUACUGUUGCGACCACUAGCGGAGCGGCGCUGACGCACUACUCAAAUACUCUUGACGAGGAUGGCAAAACAACAAGUAAAAAAAGUAAUGCAUCCAAGAAGGGAGUAGAGACCACACCCACAGAUGACCAACCAGGAGAAGGAAGGGAAAUGCUCGACGUUGAAAAAGGUGGAGUCUUGGCAGAAGACGAAAAUUUAGGUGUUGUGGAGGGUAUGGAGUUGGGGAUGGAGAAGAUAAACAAUUCUGGAGGCCGUCGGCUUCUUUCUCUCGCUUUUAAUGUCUUGCUGUUCUGCGCUUUCGGUGGUCUCUCAGUAGCAUCUCUUUUGGGACUCGGGAAGUAUCAGAGCGUAGACGGACGACACGGAUCGGGCUCACAAAUGUUAUGGCAAUCAUAGCUUUUAAUUCUGCAUUCAUUUUUCAACGGAGGACAAAGACAAACCUACAGUGCUCCUUCCAAAAAAUCAAUCCUUGACAGCACCCACAACGUCUAUCACCCACAUCAACGUCUUCGUCUAAGAUUUUUGGACUUUCUUCCUGAAGGAGGUGACCGCGUGGCGCGAUCCUUUGUCGAGACCGUUAUAGACCUUCGUUUCCGCGAGAAGUAUCCUCUUCUCUCUCCGCAACUGAGACAUCACUACAACAAGGAGACGUGGUAUUACACUGUCGUGUACGGUCAUCAUGAUGUUCAUGGAGCUUUUUCGUCUUCGUGGUCGCCGGACAAGCUUGUCUCUGACCUCCAACACGUUGUCAUUGGCGGAAACCCGAGUACAACCAAUACGAUCUCAAUGACGUCUCGAUCUUGGUAUCAAGCGUUCCGCGAGUAUGCUCAGCGAGAAAAUAUCAAGGACAGUGAGCUCCUCACUCCGGCAACUUUUGUUAAGGCUCAUCUCCCUAGUCGCUGUUCAGAACAAGCAUCUUCUUGGACGAGACUCCCUUUUUACUUUUAUUUGAUGAUAAAGUAAAAGUAAGAUCUCGAUCUCGUGAUGAACCGUGAUAGUCUUCAGGAAGCAUGGACAUGGAUAAAGGUGAGCUCUAAUUUCGGUACGCAAGUGAAGGCGUUUAUCCAACGUCCUGAAUAUUCCGAGAAAUACGGAUCCGAUGUCCUCUUCCGCGAGCAACGUAGGGUGGAGCCCUCUGGAGUAAUGUUCACAGAUUACAUUGUGGCAGCAUCCAGAUUCCAUUUCAGCGUAGAGUGGACAGAGGCAGAAGCCGUGGCAGAAGUAGAUCAACGAUUAAGACAAUGGGCAAAGGCGACCUUGCAGGAAGAAGACAACCAGCACAGUUCCGGAAGAACAACAGCCUCGUCGUCGUCGAUAUCUUCUUCCUCAACAUCUUCCUCCUCAUCGGGUGAAGUUCACGAAAUCGUGAAAUUCUUCAAACCUCAAAAGUCUUCAAUUACUCCACUGUCAGAGACGAGUCGUGAUUUGCGAACCUAUCUCCUCGAGCACGUGUUUUGGGUAGUGGUGGUCUUGUUCUCCUUUGCCUGCUUCUGGCACACAGUACUGGCCACGUUUUUCAUGAAAGAAGGACAUAGUUGUAUGAAGAACAGCCUGGGUCGGAUUUACCAUGCUUCGGCGGUCGUUGAUGAGCUUGAAGAUGUCGCUGGUCCGCAGGUGAACGGACUGAAAAAGAAAAUCCAUUUUUCUCAAGGACAACAGCAACUUAAUCAACUACAACUCGGAAAGAUAACAACCGAUUUGUUGGUGCCCAUUCUUACUGCAGUGCAGGUUUUGGGAGUCGCAGUGGUAAUUUUGGACACUUCUACCAAUGCGUUUGUGGUCCUUGCUGCACUCAUCUCCCUUCUUCUCGCGGCCUCUGCUUGUAGCAAUAGUACAGCAACUGGAUCUGGAAGUGGAAAGGCCCAUACAACUAGUACUGGUACUGUAACAAAUGUAACAAAUACCACUUCUUCUAGUUCUGGACAGCAUUUUCUUCCUACGCUGUUAGCAAUGAGUAUGGUUCUGUCGACAAUGGUGGUCACGUCAGCGGGAGUGCCAGUGUUGCGUCACUUCGCGGCUCUCGUUACUUGUGGCGUUCUCUUUUCACAGAUAAAUGUAAAUCUUCGAGUCGCACAGAUGACUCUUCGAGUCAUGGACACUGCUGCUUUGCAAUGUAGUGGGAUUAGAAUUGUCUAGAAGAUGAAAGAGAAAGAGGACAGUAAGUAGUAACUAUUAACUCUAGUAUUUUCAUGCAUGAUGUAGAUGUUGAUGAUAUGUAAUAAUAGAGGACUCAAUUAUAUUGGAAUAGAUUCUGUACUAUAUGUUAAGGUUAACAAGUACUUCAUCCUUCGGGAACAUCCAUUCCCUCCAUUGUUCACAUCAAUGCACUACAACGUUUUUUGUUAUUCACUACCUCUUUCCGAUACCAUCAAUAGAGGAGACUGCCAUGAUGAUGAAGGGUCGACGUCGACUCUCUAACCGCUAGAAUAGACAAUGACAAGCAAAUAUGAACUGUAAAAGUUGAACGUGCAAGAAAGUAAACUUUUUUUUUUGGGUUGAAGUCAAGAAUGUAUGCAGCAGAGUUGUAUGAUCCUCAUCUUCUUCGGUGAGUAAAGUGCUAUGAUGUGGUUGUAGUGAUUGAGAACUUGUAUUUAUUUGAGCUAGUCUUUUCGACAUUGGACGACUCUCCUGACAUCCUUAAAUAAACGUAUCCGAGAAACAAUGAAAAUGAACUCCAUCAGCCGUACUAAUA
Amoebophrya sp. A25 is the source of this 6756-nucleotide messenger RNA. The record is from the annotation of a GenBank genome assembly. Lineage: Eukaryota; Dinophyceae; Syndiniales; Amoebophryaceae.